GCGGGGUCAUCUGUGUCAUCUGUGCAGUGGUAUGAGUUCUAGCUAGGUAGUUGACUCGCUCACAGAUGGCGGUUGUGCGAGCGGCACGGCCAACACAAGAGUGACGGAAUACAAACACAGAAGGGCGGACUUUACAAAAGUUGGUCGUUUCAUGGCUAUCGAAGAGAAACAUCAGCGGAUUUACCUCAGUUAAGAAACACGGUGUCGGAUUUCCCGUCUUUUCGUGGGUGAGGCGGAUUUUACACGGAAGGCCUCAGAAGCCUCGGACUGGAUUUGCGCUAACUCAAAGAGGACAUCUACUACUCGGGAAGUCAUGUAAAAACCCUGACCUGAGCAGUGUGAUAUUUGGGCAUUUACUUGUGUAUCAUUGCUUUGUUUCAGCCAUAUAAGACAAAUUGGCGCAUUACAUGGUAGAAAGUUGCCCAACUCGUUAGCUCGCUAGCUACAAUGCUAAGUAGCCGCAUCGGAGCAGAAUGAAUGAAUGAAGGCAACAAGCUGAAUUUAUAACGCACUUCUUCCCCAAAACCGUCGCUUUUAUUCAAGGAGGGAAAUCUCCAAACAGACUGAGCCUUCUCGGCCGAAUACUCUUGGGAGUGUCGCCGCCGCUGCUUCCCCGCAAAUGGCCAAGGAAUGCCAUCGCCGGGAGUUGGCGGACGGACGCUGUUUAGCAUGACGAGCUAAUGCUAUGCUAACACUGAUUGACGCUGGAGGGAACAGUCUGCCAGCUAGCGAUCUAACAAGCUAGCUACAACUAUUUGCACCACUUGGACACUGAGCACACAGGCGGCCCGGAAUGGGAAACACCGUGUCAUGCUGUGUGUCCCCGGAAUCGAGCCCCAAACUCCCGUCUCGGCAGCCGGCGGAGCGGCUGGAGGAGUUUCUGACCAGCACGGAAGUGAGCGAUGACAACAGCGCCCCCUAUCUGCAGCACAUCAGCGACAGAGAAGUCCCUGACGAGCUGGCUUUGGAGUCCAACCCAUCGGACCACGCCCGAGCGAGCACCAUCUUCCUCAGCAAGUCCCAGACAGACGUGCGGGACAGGAGGAAAAGCAACCACAUAAACCACAUCAGCCACGUGUCUCCGGGUCCGCUGUCAAAGAAGUACAGCUCGUGCUCCACCAUCUUCAUCGACGACAGCACCGUCAGCCAGCCCAACCUCAAAAGCACAAUCAAAUGUGUCACUUUAGCCAUCUACUACCACAUCAAGAACAGGGACUCGGACAGGUCAUUGGACAUCUUUGAUGAGAAGAUGCACCCUUUAUCGAGGGAACCGGUGCCAGAUGACUACUUGCGCAUCGACCCGGAGCACAAAGUCAUCUACCGCUUCGUCAGAACGCUCUUCAGUGCCGCACAACUCACGGCUGAAUGUGCCAUUGUUACUCUCGUCUACCUGGAAAGGCUGCUGACCUACGCCGAGCUGGACAUCUGCCCCGCCAACUGGAAGCGCAUCGUGCUGGGAGCCAUCCUGCUGGCCUCCAAGGUGUGGGACGACCAGGCGGUGUGGAACGUCGACUAUUGCCAGAUCCUGAAGGACAUCACCGUGGAGGACAUGAACGAGAUGGAGCGCCACUUCCUGGAACUCCUCCAGUUCAACAUCAACGUCCCCGCCAGCGUCUACGCCAAGUAUUACUUUGACCUGCGCCAGCUGGCCGACGACAACAACCUCAGCUUCCCCCUGGAGCCGCUCAACAACCAGCGGGCCCAGAAACUGGAGGCCAUCUCCAGACUGUGUGAAGACAAGUACAAGGACCUGGGCCGAGCGGCCAUGAGACGCUCGCUCAGCGCAGACAACUUGAUCGGCAUACGACGCUCCAACGCCGUGCUCUCUUAGGCCCCGACACGCAACUGAUCUCCCAAGCGAAGCCGAGAGUCACGUGACCGUCGUGUUGUUCUGCAAGUCUUGAAUUUGAAAUGAGGCGUGAACUCUAAUGCAACUCGCAACUAAUUGUUUUAUACGUUUAUUUAUACGCAACUCACCCUCGUCACAUGACUCCAAGCGACAAGUUUUCGUAUUUUAUUUUAGAUGAAAAAGAAUGCCACAUAGUCAUUAAAAGACAAUAAGUGGAAGGAGUUUUCUUGAAGCAUAAUUCAUCAUUCACGGGAUGUAACAGUACAACCUGGGUCUUUAUGUUGACAAUGUUGGUAUUAUUUAUGUUGCCAUCAGUAGGUCCAGCUUAGUCAAGACUUGAUGUGAUACAUCAGAUAAACUAGUUCGUUCAAAUAACACGUCUGCCGUUUGAUCAUAUGUGAGUCGAGCCUGUGGAUGCUGCACCUCAGAACAGUUCAGAAGAAAAGCUCCGGCCACCACCACUGCUAAAGUCAGGGCUGGCUUUUUGACGACUCCUCCGCAUCACGGACCAGGAUGGAUCUUACUACUGAAAGAAUGACACUGAAAGAAGCUUGAGUUCACCCUCAGUAUUGUAACCCCCUUUCCCUCUUGCUUCCACUUACUUUCAUCACUGAACAAAUGAUAUACAUGUAGAAUCCUACUGAGGGGACUAAACACAACAAAAAAGAUGGUUGGUCUUGCUUACUGUGUAGGCUACUAGCUGUGAAAUGUGUCGUUUUUAAAUGGAAGCCCAUUUGCAAAUGGAAUAUUUUAAAUAAACACUAACCAUGUAUGACGGCGUUU
Doryrhamphus excisus (bluestripe pipefish) is the source of this 2632-nucleotide messenger RNA. RefSeq names its product cyclin Y-like 1 (gene ccnyl1). Gene Ontology annotation, biological process: regulation of cyclin-dependent protein serine/threonine kinase activity. Gene Ontology annotation, molecular function: protein kinase binding. NCBI's taxonomy places the organism in Eukaryota, Metazoa, Chordata, Actinopteri, Syngnathiformes, Syngnathidae. The record is from RefSeq and is a predicted model, not a curated record.